Molecule: messenger RNA, 729 nt
Organism: Suillus subalutaceus
Lineage: Eukaryota; Fungi; Basidiomycota; Agaricomycetes; Boletales; Suillaceae
Exons: 7
Coding region: 1-729 (242 amino acids)
Source: RefSeq, a predicted model, not a curated record
AUGGGUUUCCCCAUGGGAGGUUUCUUGUGGCCAAUAGGCCUUGUCGAUUCAAUAUUCCGGACACUUGAUAUCUGCCAGUGGGACUGUCAUGUUUUCGGCCCACCAGCCUUGGUAGUGAUAGUCCCGCACGUAGUACUGCUCGUGUUCUAUUCAAUAGACAUGAAAGUGGUCGGGGUCAUCCCACACUAUCUCAUGAUGUCCUUUGUCAUCGCCGUGGUACUUGAUGCCCAUCAGGCAGAAUAUGUUGUUAUCGACGUCCUCAGCCGUCUCGAUGUGGUUGCUUACCUCGUCACUCAAAGCUGCUCUGGAUCAUCCUGGGGAACAUGGAUCCCAAAGCUGGGAAGGCCGGGUGGUUUGUUUGGACACAUGCCCCAACUCUCCGCAGAUGAAACAUCUACCCUCAGUCUGACGGUGCUCCUGCUCUUUGGGACUCAGUCCCUUGCCGGUGGGUCCUUUUUGGGCACCCUGGGUGCUAUUGGUUUCAAGGUCAUUUUCUUGCUCUUAGAGCGUCUCUUAGCGGAUUUCUUAGGUCUCAGCUUUCGGCUUCAUCCAUCACUCGAGCUUGACGAGCUGGACGAGCUCGAUUCUGAGCUAGACAAUGAAUCGUACCCGUCAUCUGACCUUUUCCUAUCCAGGCGCCCGAGGGCCUGGCCUAUGUUCCAUUGCCUUUGGGGUGGUCAGCUUGAGGAGACUAGUACACAAGUAUCAACCAUCGUCUACAAGCUGUAA